Zerene cesonia (dogface butterfly) is the source of this 998-nucleotide messenger RNA. RefSeq lists its product as uncharacterized. Lineage: Eukaryota; Metazoa; Arthropoda; Insecta; Lepidoptera; Pieridae. Bases 323 to 967 code for a protein of 214 amino acids. Gene Ontology annotation, molecular function: sequence-specific DNA binding. The record is from RefSeq and is a predicted model, not a curated record. The transcript is spliced from 4 exons.
AUGAUAAAAAUUCAACUGUCAAGCACAGAGAACCAUGUACUUUUGUUAACAAUGCAUAGUUCCCAUAGUUGCUGCAGCACUCAUGCACUGUUGCCAUUUCAAAAUUUUAAAUGACAUAAAAGGAGAUAUCUAUGCGUUUGUCAAUUGACAUUUAUUCAAACAUAUUUGCAGUGUGUUUAAUUGAUAUUGUGAUUCUUAUUGAUUUUGUAGAAGACGCUAUGUGGAGAUAUGAAGAUGAAAACUUAAUUUAUUUACAAUGAAGCCUAUUGCGUAUGGCUUUUAAAAAGCGCACAAUUAAAAUUUCUAGUCAUUAUUAUUUAUAAUGCCAAAGUGCAGUUUUAAGGAUUGCAGAAACGUAACAUCAAAAACAUUAAAGAAGGAUGGAAUAUCUUACUUUCGUUUUCCCCGUGACCCUAUACAAUGUGGAAAAUGGUUGACGGUGGUAGCCAACCAAAGAGGAGAGCCAACUUACAAAAUAAACAAAUCAAGUGUAGUAUGCUCCGAACACUUUGCUGAUAAGGAUAUGUACGAAACACACACGGGGAUAAAACGGCUUCACAAGUCUGCUUGCCCUCGUAAGCAUGUGAAUGAAGAUGAAAAGCCAAAGAAGAGUUUUGUUGAAAGGGUUGCCAUUAAAAGUUCUAGUGAAUCAGAAUCGUCGGAGAAUGAAGCAGUGCCUCCUUGUCCAAAGAUUUUAAUUGUAGAUGACUAUACACAGAUAGCAAGUGUUGAUGAAGCAUCCUCAGCAUCAUCAGAAUCGCCUGGUGACCCGCACUUGCACCUCCUUAAGCUAGAACGGAUUAAAUUACGAAAAAAGAUGGAGGCAAAAGACAAAGAAAUUGAAAAUAUCAGAAGAAGAAAUCAAAAGCUUCUCAAGAAAACUACGUCCCUGAAAACAGCACUAAAGUUGUUGAAACGACGGCUGUAUUUUAUCAAAAGAAAUAUAGCUAGGGCGGCCGGAAAGUAAAAAAAAAUAUUAUUUUUUUUCCUUUGUACUU